AUGGGCCUCGCGUCGAUUGAAGACUCUGGCAGAUUCGGUCUUGGUGAGAAGCAGCGUAGGCAGUUGGAAAAGCAGGAAAGAAGGAGAAAUUACGCUGAUUUGGCCAUUCAAAGCACUAAUAACUCAUCGAUUGUAUGUAAAAGAUCAGUCGAGAAACUGUAUAUGAGGAAAUUGGGGGCCAAUUCUUAUGUUGAUGAAUCUAAAGGCUUCAACGAGUAUUUCAAGUAUUUCGUGCAGAAGACACUUAGAUGCUCGCCGUGCAUAAAUCGUGGCUACUGGCUUAGGAUGCAUGCAGUGAAAUCCAUACUUGACUCAAUUAUAGCUGCCUCCCCGGAAAAGAGGAUUGUAGUUAUAAAUUUGGGGUGUGGAUUUGACCCGCUACCAUUUCAGCUUUUAGAUCCCCAGAAUAGACAUAAUUGGAAGUACGACAACCGCCUGUCGUUUUUGGACCUCGACUACCCUGACCUUAUUAGCCGAAAGAAAAAGAUCAUAGAUGAUACGCCCGACCUCAAAGCUAUCAUCGGUGACUGGAGUUCGGACUCUCACCUCGAAGCCGCUUUCGUGGCCAGAAAAUACAUAUUGGCACCAUGCGAUCUGAACGUCUCGGCUGAUUUCGAUCGGCUGCUCACAAUGUGCCAGCUAAAAGACUCAGCUAUCGUCAAAAUAUUUUUGGCGGAAGUGUCCCUGGCAUAUAUGGACUCCUCUAAAGCAGACGCAAUAAUAAAGGCAUGCUCAAAGCUGCCGAGGUCUCACUUUGUAAACCUUGAGCCUCUUCUACCCGCAGGACCGUCCGAACCCUUUUCCAAACAAAUGCUCCGACACUUCAAAAACAACGACUCUCCACUACAAUCGGUACUUUUCAAUAAGACAAAAUCCUCUCAGCACGAAAGGUUUAAGAACCUUGGAUUUCCUCUCACAAAUAUGAGGGACUUGCACCAAAUCUGGGGUUUUGUUGACAUUCAUAUAAAGAAACAGAUUGAGGCUAUCGAACCCUUUGAUGAGUUGGAAGAAUUUAUGCUUUUCUGCCAUCAUUACGUUGUUGGACAUUCUUGCAACGAUCUCGAAGUUCCGUUCGAAACCGUACCCUCCUCUCCACGUAGCGGACAGAACACAAGAAAGUCAUUGCUUCGUCGCGAUGCAAAAGCAGCAGAAAUGAAAUUGGAUAAUGAUCAUUUAACGCAGCGCAAGUUCGGUGCGUCAACACUGCUGCCAUCAGGUCAAAUCAUGUAUACACACGGUUACCUCAAUGGCCGGUUAGAUAAUGCAUUGUUGAUUGACCCGGCAAUGAGCAAAGUCGGACUCGUUGACAUCAUUUCAGAGCACGAGAAACCAGUCGCACGAAUGUGCCAUACGAUAACAAGUUUGAAUAACGAAUUGUGUGUCCUAGUCGGUGGCAGAGCUGCUCCUAACAAAGCGUUUGGUGACGUUUGGAGACUGCAACAGACUGAAGAAAGUCAAUGGAGUUACGAAAAAGCUAUUAGUCUUCCCGAGUGUCGGUACAGGCACGCUUCUUGUGCUUUAGACGAAAAGAGGGUUUUAAUCUACGGAGGGCACACAAAUGGUGACGUUUUCCUUGUUUAUGAUAGCAGCAGAAACGAGCUCAUCGUCCCUGAGGUUUUAGGUAGCAUACCGGCGUUGACAUCUUCAGCGAUGACCUUUGACAAAAACUUGAACAAGGGCGUUAUUAUUGGCGGAGCUGAUAAAAGUCAGAAUAUACAUGAUACACUCAAGAUAUUCAGGUUCGACCAUAAUUCGAACAAAAUUGAGCUCGAAAACGAAUAUUCCGAUCCUCUUUUCAAGCGUUAUGGAGGAAAAGCGCUGUUUACGGGUGAAGAUAAGGUAUUGAUCGCGGGAGGGACCAGUCCUGCCUGUCUAUUUGAUCAAGAUACCACAAUAAUUGAGGUGAGUUUGAGCUCUGGACAAGUAACGCUGAUACGCAUUCCUGAAGAUGCUUGGCACAACGCCUUUCCUUUGAUGGUGGGGUUUGAGCUACACAAGUUUUCCAACUCUACCCUCGACAUUUUUGGUGGCGGAGCAGUGUGCUAUGGGUUUGGCUCUGUAUGGAAUAGGUGGUUGCGUUUAGAUAUUCCCUGA
Messenger RNA from Lachancea meyersii CBS 8951, 2094 nucleotides. The record is from the annotation of a GenBank genome assembly. Lineage: Eukaryota; Fungi; Ascomycota; Saccharomycetes; Saccharomycetales; Saccharomycetaceae.